Aspergillus calidoustus is the source of this 1014-nucleotide messenger RNA. The record is from the annotation of a GenBank genome assembly. Lineage: Eukaryota; Fungi; Ascomycota; Eurotiomycetes; Eurotiales; Aspergillaceae.
AUGCCCCUCCCCUCCCGCCUGCUCGGCACCCACGGCCCCCAGGUCUCAGCAAUCGGCUACGGGAUGAUGGGCCUAAGCGCCUUCUACGGCCCCCGCCUCCCGGACAGCCAACGCCUCGCAUUCCUGGAUAAACUCUACGCCUCCGGCCAACGCUUCUGGGACACCUCGGACAUCUACGGGGACAGCGAGGAUCUACUGGGGACGUGGUUUAGCGCGAACCCCGAGAAGAGGGGCGACGUUAUCCUCGCGACGAAGUUUGGGAAUCUGGGGGCCGGCGUUGCGAAGACGGACCCGGAGUAUGUGGGUCAGGCGUGUGAGAAGAGUCUAAGCAGGUUGAAGACCAGUUAUAUUGAUUUGUAUUAUGUGCAUCGGGUGGAUCCGAAUGUGCCGAUUGAGGCGACUGUUAGGGCUAUGGAGGAGUUGAGAAAACAAGGCAAAAUCCGCUCCCUAGGCCUCUCCGAAGUCUCCGCCACAACCCUCCGCCGCGCGCACACCGUAUCUCCAAUCGCCGCCGUUCAAGUCGAAUAUAGCCCCUUUGCAUUGGAAAUCGAGUCCCUCCAGACAAGCCUCCUCGCCACAUGCAAAGAGCUCGGCGUCGCGGUCGUCGCCUACUCCCCACUCGGCCGGGGGUUCUUAACAGGCGCGCUAAAGAGCAUCGACGACCUGGACCCCGACGACUUUCGUCGCAAGGUUCCCCGAUACUUUCCGGAGAAUUUUAGUAGGAAUAUUGUGCUUGUGAAGGAACUUGCAAGGGUCGCGGAGAGGAAGGGGUGCUCGACAGCGCAGUUGGUUCUGGCGUGGUUGUUGGCGCAGUGGGAGAUGGUUAUUCCGAUUCCUGGGACGACGAGGUGGGAGAAUUAUGAGGAGAAUAUGGGGGCUUUGGAUGUGCAGCUUAGCGAGGAUGAGGUGCAGGAGAUUCGGGGGGUGAUUGAGAGGGCCGAGGUUGUUGGGGCGCGGUUCCCGGAGGCCUGGACGAAGCAUUUGUUUGUGGAUACUGUGCCUCUUGAGGAAUGA